This is a messenger RNA of Microthlaspi erraticum, 288 nucleotides long. NCBI's taxonomy places the organism in Eukaryota, Viridiplantae, Streptophyta, Magnoliopsida, Brassicales, Brassicaceae. The record is from the annotation of a GenBank genome assembly.
AUGGGAAAGGGUAAACUGAAACUUGCUUUGAUUUCCGACGCUAAGGCGAGGAGAAUCACCAUCAGAUUAACUCCCGUGGAUCUGAAAGAUUUAGGUUCUCUGAUUGACAAAUAUCUGGAAGAUGUUAACAGGAGGAUCGAGGUUUUGGAGGAUUCUCGUGGGGAGAUCGGUGAAUCCUAUGCUGCUGGUGGUCCUUCUGAAGGGCUUGGAUCUGCUCCAGCCGCUACGAUUGAUGAGGAUGAUUCUUCUUCCUCAUCAACAACUGCCGCAGCCCGCAUGUUUCAUUAA